Hylaeus anthracinus is the source of this 2410-nucleotide messenger RNA. RefSeq names its product scoloptoxin SSD14-like. The transcript has 10 exons. The coding region runs from base 163 to 2193 and encodes 676 amino acids. The record is from RefSeq and is a predicted model, not a curated record. Gene Ontology annotation, cellular component: plasma membrane. Gene Ontology annotation, molecular function: glutathione gamma-glutamate hydrolase. Lineage: Eukaryota; Metazoa; Arthropoda; Insecta; Hymenoptera; Colletidae. Gene Ontology annotation, biological process: glutathione catabolic process.
CAGAUUGAUUUUCUCCGGUCAGCUGACGUUCAGCCAUCGAACGAUGUGGUUAACGUUUCGUACGAUUUUCAACGGUCAAUUUUAGCUAGCAGUAGAAACGAGAUGGCAAAGAGGUCCUCGGUAAAACGGUAUCGGGAAAGGUACAAGAUUAAUCGGUUGUAAAUGGUGAUCAAGAAUCGUUUGCUUCGCAUUCAAAGAGAAAACAUGACCUCGUCACCCUCGUCCAGCACCAGUUCCGCGUACGCCAGUACCGACGAUGUUCGUCAGUAUUAUGGCAACGACAAACGAAACUUCCUCGAUUCGGACGAUGUUGGAACCGCUCGACUUUUGCGUUCGUAUUCGCCUGGUCGCAACAGAACGAACGGAUUCUUCACGAGACACUUUGUCAACAAGUUUUACCUCACAACUAAAAAUAUUAUAAUAGUUGGUAUAGUAUUGGCAACGAUGAUUCUCGCGAUAAUAGCGAUUUGCAGUAUUUAUGGAAUCAACAGCGAGUUGGUAAUACAGGAAAACGAAGUAGUACCACCUGAUCCUGAAGAAAAUUUACCUCCAUCGUGGAGUAAGCUGAGAGUAUUUAAACGAGGGGCUGUUUGCGCGGAUGGCGCGCCAUGCGCUGCUAUUGGAAAAACGAUUUUAGAGAAAAAUGGUUCAGCGGUGGAUGCUACUAUAGCUUCGAUGAUUUGCAACGGUCUCGUAAAUAUGCAAAGCAUGGGUAUUGGAGGUGGAUUCUUUAUGACAAUUUACGAUAAAGCGGCAGGACGUGCAUACACAUUGAUCGCAAGGGAUCGAGCUCCUUUGGCAGCCCAUGCUACCAUGUUUGAAGGAAAACCCAAAGAAGCAUCGUUUAUCGGUCCGUUAGCCAUCGGCACUCCUGGAGAAGUGGCAGGUUACUGGGAAGCUCAUAAACGUUUUGGUAGAUUACCUUGGGCUGAUUUAUUCAAACCUACGAUCGACCUGUGCGAGGAAGGGUACAACUUGACAAAUAUCCAAUACGACGGAUUCAGAUAUAAUUCGCAGAAUAUUUACAAGGAUCGCGUACUAAAGCAGUUGUUCGUCGAUCCGCAGACUAAUGAUUUCUACAAACCAGGAUCAAUUAUCAGGCCAAAGGUACUUUGCAAGACCCUGAAAAUGAUUGCUGAAAACGGCGCGUCAGAAUUCUACAACGGUACCAUAGGCCAGCUUCUAGUGAAAGAUUUGCAAGAAAAAGGGUCAAUAAUAACGAUGAAAGACUUGAACGAAUAUAGAGCGACGUGGGAAGAGCCACUGCAGACAAAUAUCUCCAAUGGAGUAAAAGUGUACACUGUCGGUAUGCCUGCCAGCGGGGGUCUGCUGACGUAUAUCUUAAAUAUUUUAGAUAAUUUUCAAUUCUCCACCGAUAGCAUAGCCGAUUACAACCGAACGAUUCUUACAUAUCACAGAAUCAUAGAAACAUUCAAGUACGCUUACGCGUUAAGAAAUGACAUGGCUGAUAAAGACUUCGUUGACAUGAAGGAAUUAACCGAGAACCUGACGUCGAGGAGCUACGCGUACAAAACUCGAAUGAAGAUAGACGAUCAUAGAACGUGGGAUGAUCCAAAACAUUAUGGAGCAUCUACGCUAAGCGUUGCGAAGGAUCAAGGAACCGCGCACGUUUCAGUAUUAGCACCGAAUGGAGACGCAGUAUCAGCCACUGGUACAAUUAAUUUCUACUUUGGAAGUGGAAUAACCAGUGAAAGUACUGGAAUAUUACUAAACAACGCAAUGAAUGAUUUCGGUAUACCAUCGACGAUCAACUACUUCAACAUUCCACCUAGUCCAAAUAAUUACAUUGCGCCUGGAAAGAGACCUUUGUCAUCGAUGGUACCCUCAAUUUUGGUUGACUCCGAUGGCAACGUGAAAAUGGUCAUCGGAGCCUCUGGUGGCACUAAGAUCACCACGACUGUUUCUCAAAUAGCGGCCAAGAUCAUGUGGAUGGGACAAACGGUGAAGGAGGCCGUGGACGCACCGCGAAUACAUCAUCAACUGUUCCCAAAGGAGGUGGCUUACGAAUACGGCAUUCCAAAGCAAGUGAUAGAUGGUUUAAAGAAGAUAGGUCACAAAACCGCGAGAUACAGAAUCCGCGGUAGCGUGGCGUGUGUAAUUUUCGUUGAUAACAAUACCGUUUAUGCGAACGCGGACUUUCGAAAGGGCGGUGACGUGUACGGGUUCGAUUAAACCCAUUCGAAUAAUUAUCGAUAAUAUAUAAACAUUAUCUUCCAGUAUAAGGUAUAGGUCUUUAAACAUAAAAGCCAAUGUUGACUACAAGUAUUGUUUCAUUCUUCGACACUAAAUUUUUAAAUCUUUGACUUUGAAAACUACGUUAUAAAAUUUGUCCUAUAUGAAAUUGUGCGAAUUUGAAUGUUCUCAAUAAAGUUUUUCCACGUGUUACCUC